This is a messenger RNA of Physcomitrium patens, 999 nucleotides long. RefSeq names its product serine/threonine-protein kinase STY46. Gene Ontology annotation, molecular function: protein serine/threonine kinase activity; ATP binding. Gene Ontology annotation, biological process: protein phosphorylation. Lineage: Eukaryota; Viridiplantae; Streptophyta; Bryopsida; Funariales; Funariaceae. The record is from RefSeq and is a predicted model, not a curated record.
AUGGAGCAUUUGAAGCGGCAUCCACUGUGGGGUUGGUUUCUGGAGAAGGAUGACUGGGGUGGGAAAUACGAGGUCGGUAAAAAAAUUGCUGAGGGAGGGCAGGCCGAGAUUUUCGAAGGCAGUAUCAUGUAUUCGAACGGGGACUGCAAUGAGAUGGCGUUCAAAGUGUUCAAGCGAGGAUUUCUGGUGCAGGACCUGCAGAAGCAAUGGCCCUUGGCUAUGUUCAAGCGGCCGGUGGUCGGUACCAUUUGUGGACCCAUAACAGACAUAAUACUCUUUGACGAUGGAAGGUUUGGAUUUGUGAUGUGGAAGUACUGGGGCGAUUUGCGGCAGCUCAUUGACCUAGAAAACCAGGAGAAGCAGAAUCAGGAACCACCAUUUCAACACCCUUUGAAGAUCAUGCUCACCUUUUCUAAAAACAUGGCCAAUCUGCACAAAGACGACAUUCUGCACAGAGGCCUGAAGGCUGCGAAUAUCCUCAUAUUGAGAACUGACAGAGAAGAAACCGAGUACGUUUGCAGGGUAGCCGAUUAUGAAUGUUCAGUGGGUGUUUUAAGAACAACGUUUUGGAGAGCACCUGAGAUACUGUUGGCCACCAAGGAUCGGAUGUUGGCAGCCAAAAACGGCAAUAGCAGCAUGCCAGCAAUUUCGUUCGCAAAGGCUGCAGAUGUUUACAGUUUUGGCAUGGUGUGUUAUGAGGUUUUGACAGGGUUGCUUCCAUUCGAGAGUGAAGGAUUGCUACCGACACAAGAGGGCUAUGAUCUUGUCAUACGUGGGCUUAGACCCACAUUACCUGAUGAUGUGGAGCUGUGGAUGAAGAAGCUGAUCACAAGUUGUUGGCACCAAGACCAGUCUCAGCGGCCAGAGUUUCAUGAAAUAAUCAGGAUUCUAAAACACACCGAAAGUUGGAGGGUAUCGUCAUCGGCGGCGGUAGUGGUGGACGAGGAGCAUGCCCUGAUCGUUGUCAUGGGCUUCUGUGCCCUGCUGUACCAGCUUUAG